This is a messenger RNA of Aspergillus versicolor CBS 583.65, 1656 nucleotides long. RefSeq names its product ATP-dependent RNA helicase eIF4A. The coding region runs from base 42 to 1241 and encodes 399 amino acids. Gene Ontology annotation, molecular function: mRNA binding; ATP binding; RNA helicase activity. The record is from RefSeq and is a predicted model, not a curated record. Gene Ontology annotation, cellular component: catalytic step 2 spliceosome; nucleolus. Lineage: Eukaryota; Fungi; Ascomycota; Eurotiomycetes; Eurotiales; Aspergillaceae. The transcript has 4 exons.
CUUCAUUGAUUAUUUGAAUACGCUGCGUCGAUUAAAUAAAAAUGGCGGACGGAAUUGACAGACGGGCCGAUGACAAAAUGGAGUUUAACACCUCCAGGGAGGUCACCGUUGCUCCCACCUUUGAGGAUAUGCACUUGAAGGAAAGCCUUCUCCGUGGUAUUUAUGCGUAUGGAUACGAGUCUCCCUCGGCCGUACAGUCACGAGCCAUUGUCCAGAUUUGCAAGGGUCGCGACACGAUCGCCCAAGCGCAGUCUGGUACUGGUAAGACUGCGACAUUCUCGAUCAGUGCUCUUCAAGUUAUCGAUACUGUUGUUCGCGAGACUCAAGCCCUCGUCCUCUCCCCCACCCGUGAACUUGCGACGCAGAUCCAGUCCGUUAUCAUGGCCCUCGGUGACUACAUGAAUGUCCAGUGCCACGCUUGUAUUGGAGGCACAAAUAUCGGAGAAGACAUUCGGAAGCUCGACUACGGCCAGCACGUCGUCUCAGGGACACCCGGUCGUGUUGCGGAUAUGAUCCGAAGGCGCCAUCUGCGCACAAGACACAUCAAGAUGCUCGUUCUUGAUGAAGCCGAUGAGCUCCUCAACCGGGGAUUCCGUGAACAAAUAUAUGACGUCUACCGUUACCUCCCUCCGGCUACACAAGUGGUUGUCGUCUCUGCGACCCUUCCGUACGAUGUGCUCGACAUGACGACCAAAUUCAUGACAGACCCCGUCCGCGUCCUGGUCAAGCGUGAUGAAUUGACAUUGGAGGGAAUCAAACAAUACUUUAUCGCCGUCGAGAAGGAAGAGUGGAAGUUCGAUACCCUGUGCGAUCUUUACGACACCUUGACUAUCACGCAGGCCGUUAUCUUCUGCAACACUCGCAGAAAGGUUGACUGGCUCACAGACAAGAUGCGUGAAGCCAACUUCACAGUCUCAAGCAUGCAUGGCGAGAUGCCCCAGAAGGAACGUGACAGUAUUAUGCAAGAUUUCCGCCAAGGAAACUCACGGGUUCUUAUCUCUACUGAUGUCUGGGCUCGUGGUAUCGAUGUCCAGCAAGUCUCACUUGUCAUUAACUAUGACCUUCCCACCAACCGUGAAAACUACAUUCACCGCAUCGGUCGUAGCGGACGAUUCGGCCGGAAAGGUGUUGCCAUUAACUUCGUCACAAGCGACGACGUGCGCAUCCUGCGCGAUAUCGAAUUAUACUACUCCACCCAGAUUGACGAGAUGCCCAUGAAUGUUGCCGAUCUUCUUUCCUAAACUUCCUAUUAACCUAUCGUUGCACUUCUAUCUCGGUCAUAUUAUACCUCUCUUCGUCACGUUCAAAAUGUUCUUAUGAACUUCAUUCUCUCAUGAUCGCAAUCUUCAAAACCAUCUUCCACCUUCGCGUCCAAAGGAUCUCAGGCUUGGUCCAAAGAGAGUCCCGGCCCAACCGCGAACAUCCCUCUCUAGCCAGACAUAUCCAGGAACAGACGCAAACAAGGCAAACAAGGCAGGGCAAACACAACGCAGAGUGGAGGAAAUGGGAAAAUAACCAAAUUGGUAAGCCUUCCCUAGGCCAGUCGUGAGGAAAAGGUGCUAAAACCGUCUAUUCUAUCCUAUAGUUACUCGUAUUUCAACCCCAUAAAAUAGUCUGUUUCAGUUAAGGAAUGACAUAGUACGGAUAGCUUCGGAG